Cajanus cajan (pigeon pea) is the source of this 1593-nucleotide messenger RNA. RefSeq names its product 2-methyl-6-phytyl-1,4-hydroquinone methyltransferase, chloroplastic. The record is from RefSeq and is a predicted model, not a curated record. NCBI's taxonomy places the organism in Eukaryota, Viridiplantae, Streptophyta, Magnoliopsida, Fabales, Fabaceae. Gene Ontology annotation, biological process: methylation. Gene Ontology annotation, molecular function: 2-methyl-6-phytyl-1,4-benzoquinone methyltransferase activity.
AUUUCUCUCUUUCUCUCUCACCGCAUAAUCCUUACUUGCACCACAUUACCACUACCACCCUUUUCCAACACUCUUCAAUUCAUCCUGUUCCUGUUCCUGUCUUGUUUUCAUGACAUAAACUAUCAACAGUUGCUGUCCAUUUUGGUCACCGUUCCACAUAAUGUGCCAUUUAUUGCAAGUCUAACAUUAUAACCUUUCUUCAUAUUAUAUAUAGCAUUCCAUGGCCUCCUUAAUGCUCAAUGGAGCUCAAAAUCUAAACCUCAUUAGUGGCAUAGCUCCACCUGGUUUAGGCUCAACUGGUCUUACUCUUAACUUUAAGGACAAGUGCUUCUUCAAGAAGGGUGUGUUGUCUCAUAACAAGUUAAGGGUGAGAAAAAACAUGACCCCAACAUGCAGCAUCUCAGCCUCUAGGCCUAGUUCUCAGCCUAGGUUCAUCCAGCACAAGAAGGAGGCCUUUUGGUUCUACAGGUUUCUGUCAAUUGUGUAUGAUCACAUCAUAAACCCGGGGCACUGGACUGAGGACAUGAGGGAUGAGGCACUGGAGCCUGCUGAUCUCUAUGAUCGCAAGAUGAGAGUGGUGGAUGUUGGAGGAGGAACUGGCUUCACCACUCUUGGCAUAGUGAAACAUGUGGAUGCCAAAAAUGUUACAAUUCUUGACCAGUCACCUCACCAGCUUGCCAAGGCUAAGCAGAAGGAGCCCUUGAAAGAAUGCAAGAUAAUUGAAGGGGAUGCAGAAGAUCUUCCAUUUCCAACUGAUUAUGCUGAUAGAUAUGUUUCUGCUGGAAGUAUUGAAUACUGGCCGGACCCACAACGUGGCAUUAAGGAAGCAUACAGAGUGCUAAAGAUAGGAGGCAAAGCUUGUGUUAUUGGUCCUGUGCACCCAACAUUUUGGUUAUCUCAGUUCUUUGCAGAUGUGUGGAUGCUCUUCCCAAAGGAGGAAGAGUACAUUGAAUGGUUUAAAAAGGCUGGUUUCAAAGAUGUUAAGCUCAAAAGGAUUGGUCCAAAAUGGUAUCGUGGGGUGCGCAGGCAUGGUCUCAUCAUGGGUUGCUCAGUCACUGGUGUCAAGCCUUUGUCUGGAGACUCUCCCCUCAAGCUUGGUCCGAAGGUAGAGGAUGUAAAGAAGGCUGUGAAUCCAUUUGUGUUUCUUUAUCGGUUCAUUCUUGGUGUAAUUGCAUCCACUUACUACGUACUGGUGCCAGUUUACAUGUGGAUUAAAGACAAAAUUGUUCCAAAGGGCAUGCCCAUCUAAGAUUGGAGAAAGUGCCAAUUUGUGAGCAAUUGAUUCUUACUUGCAUUUUGCCAACAUAGUAGGAAAGAGUUACUUGAGGAUGACAUUCUUGCUUCAGAAACCAUUAGCUUAGUUUUGUUUUGUGCAACUGCUAGCUUCAUAGAAUGUGUGCCAUUGUUGCUUUGGCAGAGAAAUGUAGAAUGUGUGCUGGAUGCCUCUUGUUUGAUGAACCAUGUCAGAUCAGCAAAAUAUCUUGCUUCUUUUGCUUUUUUUUUUGUACCAAAUGCACAUUUUUUUAGUCCUUAAUAUAUCUAUUGAAUCUUAACAAGAAUUGUUCAAUAAAGAAGUGCGAAUUAUAGUUUGUA